Molecule: messenger RNA, 387 nt
Organism: Psylliodes chrysocephalus
Lineage: Eukaryota; Metazoa; Arthropoda; Insecta; Coleoptera; Chrysomelidae
Source: the annotation of a GenBank genome assembly
AUGUACAAUCACAAUUCCAUUGUGGAAAAUGGAGUAUCCAAGUCAAUCCACAAGCUAGGAGCAGAGGGGUGCAGAACCAUGCACAGAUACCAGUCCCUACAGAUCUUCCGACAAACCAUUGGCAACAUAGCAAUGAAUGGCACAACCACAGCAUCCAGCACGCUGCAAGGACAGUUAGACGACAAAGGAACAUGCCAAGGGGUAACUUACCAAGAAAAUGAACGACUAUGGACCGAUGUAGUAAUAGUAGCAGCAGUAUCAAUUGUGACCAGAGAUUAUGACACGUCAGUAAGCCUAGAUGAUAACAAGAUACACCUACAAGAAGGCGUAACAUGUCCAUACCUAAAAGGAUAUUGUUUCGACUUAACUUAUGGAGAAACAAUCUAG